Diceros bicornis minor is the source of this 724-nucleotide messenger RNA. It is a transcript of the gene MIEN1, whose product is annotated as migration and invasion enhancer 1. The record is from RefSeq and is a predicted model, not a curated record. Lineage: Eukaryota; Metazoa; Chordata; Mammalia; Perissodactyla; Rhinocerotidae. The transcript has 4 exons. The coding region runs from base 48 to 395 and encodes 115 amino acids. Gene Ontology annotation, biological process: positive regulation of filopodium assembly; negative regulation of apoptotic process.
GGCGUAGCGCACACCCGGAAGCAGCGGCUGGAGCCGAGCGGGCCGCAAUGAGUGGGGAGCCGGGGCCGCCGUCGGUAGCGCCCCCUCCCGGGGAGAUCGAACCGGGCAGUGGGGUCCGCAUCAUGGUGGAGUACUGUGAACCCUGCGGCUUCGAGGCGACCUACCUGGAGCUGGCGAGUGCCGUGAAGGAGCAGUAUCCUGGCAUCGAGAUCGAGUCGCGCCUGGGGGGCACAGGGGCCUUUGAGAUCGAGAUCAAUGGACAGCUGGUGUUCUCUAAGCUGGAGAAUGGGGGCUUUCCUUAUGAGAAAGAUCUCAUUGAGGCUAUCCGAAGAGCCAGUAAUGGAGAACCCCUAGAAAAGAUCACCAACAGCCGUCCUCCCUGCAUCAUCCUGUGACUACACGUGACUACGCUGGUGCCCCUUUGGGUACCAGGAGGGAAUAGAAGCUUCAGUGGUCUUGGGAGUGGGAAUACAGUGUGACUACACUGGUGCCCCUUUGGGUACCAGGAGGCAAUAGAAGCUUCUGUGGUCUUGGAAUGGGAGAGAGACCUUCUCCGUGGACAUUUCCACAGCCACCUUAUACCCCCUUCCCAGGAUCAGUGCCCACAAAAACCCACUCCCCUGUCCAGCUUAGCCAUACCUGUCAGAUGCCACCAUAGUUCUUAUUUUCCACUAGCCCUGGGCAAUGUGAGCUAUUGGCAAUAAAGUGGCACUACAAACACCUA